AAACACGAUAUUAGUCACAAAAACAUCCAAUCUCCAACUAGGAUUCCAAAAUUAAAAGAAAAUGAAUCUACAAUUACCCACAACAACAACAACCACUAUUUUCCGACCACCACUCACAACUUUACAAACUCGCUCGACUGUUUGUUCUUAUCCAACAAGAAACCCAUUUCGAUGUUCAGCUAUAUCUUCAACUAUUAUUACUAAAUCAUCAUCUCAAAUAACAAACGAAACAGACUUAGAGAACAAGAAAUAUGACUUAUUGAAAGCCAUUCAAGACACCCAACGUGGCUCUGUCACUACCCCUAACCAACGUUCUGAAAUUGAAGAGCUUUUGGUGGACUUGGAGAGCUAUGAAGCUGGAAGUGAAGAAGGAAUUGAUUUCUGUAUUCUGGAUGGGACAUGGAGAUUGCAAUAUACUUCUGCGUCUGAUGUUCUUGUUCUUCUUGAUUCAUCUUCUAGGCUUCCCUUUUUUCAGGUUGGCCAAAUAUUUCAGAAGUUUGAAUGUAAGGGUCAAGAUAAGGGAGGCUAUGUUCGCAAUGUUGUUCGUUGGAGUAUUCCCAGCUUGCUAGAGGAUAAUGAAGGUGCCACGCUCCUUGUUUCUGCAAAAUUUUCUCUCAUAUCCCGGCGUAACAUCUAUCUCCAGUUUGAAGAGAUAUCUCUACAAAAUAUAAACAUCAGUGAGGAGUUGCAAGCUCUAAUCGCCCCUGCAUUGCUGCCACGCUCAUUUUUAAGCCUACAGAUCUUGCAAGCGAUCCGUACUUUUAAAGCUCAAGUUCCAGUGAAUAGCACAAGCCCGGGAAGGCGAUCUGUGGGAGGACUCUACUACCUUUCGUAUCUCGACAAGAAUAUGCUUGUGGGCCGAGCUGUAGGAGGUGGUGGCGUGUUUGUAUUUAUACGAGCUCAGAACAUUCUGUAAAUUAUAUACCCCUUUGAUUAUAGAUAUCAGACAUUUUCUUUGAAGUAUUAUGCUGUCAAAAGGUUCUGUGUAGCUAAAGUAUUACUCAUAUAAGUUUUUGAAGGUAUAUAUGCCAUACCAUAUGAAAGGUAUUUGUCUCCUGAA
Messenger RNA from Erigeron canadensis, 1060 nucleotides. Its product is annotated as probable plastid-lipid-associated protein 10, chloroplastic. Lineage: Eukaryota; Viridiplantae; Streptophyta; Magnoliopsida; Asterales; Asteraceae. The coding region runs from base 62 to 916 and encodes 284 amino acids. The record is from RefSeq and is a predicted model, not a curated record. The transcript has 7 exons.